CCAGCCUCUGGGAAAAUCAAACAGUACAAUAGAUUGUUGAAAACUACACUGAGAGCAAUGGGUGGUGGGACUUUCAAACACUGGGAUACACAUUUACCAAAAGCCAACAAUAAAACACGCCAGGCAGAGGUGACUCUUGGCAAUGCUGCUGCUGAUGCCCACGAAGCCAAGGCUAAAGCAGAUGAUGCUGAGAAAAUCACCGGCACUGUUUAGAAUAAUGCUGUGGCUACUGAAGCCAAAGCUGACAGAAUUUUUGCUGAUGUGACAGGGCUGACCAGGGAAGUGGAUAAGAUGAUGAAGCAACAACAGAAUGCAGAAAAAGAGCUGAAGCGGAAGCAGGAUGAUGCUGAGCAGGGUAUGAUGAUGGCCGGGAUGGCCUCACAGGCUGCCCAGGAGGCAGAAGACAAAGAAAGGAAAGCAAAGAACUCUGUAAACAGUUUGCUUUCUGUCAUUAAUGACCUGCUGGACCAGUUAGGGCAACUGGAGAUGGUGGACUUGAACAAACUGAAUGAAAUUGAGGGUACCCUGAACAGUGCCAAAGACUAGAUGAAAGAUAGUGACCGAGAGAGAGAAGCCAGGAAGCAAGAUGAUGCAAUACAGGUUUACAACAGGGACACUGAAGAGAUCCUGAAGGACAUUAGCAACCUGGAAGACAUCAAGACUUUGCCAUCUGGCUGUUUUAACACCCCAUCCACUGAAAAACCCUGAGGGUGCACUGGGGGUGGGAGAUAUUUCCCUGGUGAGUGGUGGAGCAGUGGUUUGGCUAUGGAGUGCCUUAACACACAUGCCCUCUUCCUUCCCCAGAUCCAGCUCUCCAACUACCUCAACACUGGGAAGAUAGUUGGAGAGAAGUCAGGGCUAGUCAGCCCCACCCUGCAAUGGAGAGCUGGACAUCUAAAAACAUAUAAUCUCCAUCUCAUAGCUAUUCUCAAAUAUUUCUCCUUCCUCUGCUCUGAAACA
Messenger RNA from Neopsephotus bourkii (Bourke's parrot), 960 nucleotides. RefSeq names its product laminin subunit gamma-1-like. The record is from RefSeq and is a predicted model, not a curated record. NCBI's taxonomy places the organism in Eukaryota, Metazoa, Chordata, Aves, Psittaciformes, Psittacidae.